Rhagoletis zephyria (snowberry fruit fly) is the source of this 2372-nucleotide messenger RNA. RefSeq lists its product as uncharacterized. The record is from RefSeq and is a predicted model, not a curated record. Lineage: Eukaryota; Metazoa; Arthropoda; Insecta; Diptera; Tephritidae.
AAAGUUCAACAAAUUGUUCCAUGCUGUAUGUAGUAAACACUUCAAGCUAUCAGUAAAAAAAUAGAAAAAAAAAAAAUGUUCGACACUAAAUGGUUGCCUGCCGCCUGUGGCAGUUUGGCGCCCGCCCUCAUACCGCCCGCACACAUGUUGGUGUUGGCCUACUUUUGGCAAAAUUAUUCACGUUACGUUGAUAAACACUUUUGUACUUGCUCCUGCUGGGACACCAUAUUCAAGGGACCAUAUGAAUCGGGUAUCGCCUCCUAUAAGCAUCUCUACUUCAAUGUCACACAAAACUCGUUCAAAAUGUGGCUGAUGACUGUAUUCGCUGUUAUUGCACUUUAUGAAUGCAUUAAACAGUUGAUUGCGUUGAUAUUGCAACAACGUUGCCGCUACUCGAUGUUGUUGCUAUUCUCGUUGUCGAUAUUUUCACAUUACUAUGCGUGGUGGGCGUACAUGAAUUACUACAACGACGACUACUAUCAACAAUGGAAUCAUCAACUAUUCUUUACGGUAACCGAAUUCAUAUCUUCCGUAUUGGUCAUGCAUCUGGCCAACACCACCAACACUGUUACAUCGAAAAAAGUAUUCUGCAUCGUUGGCAUUGCCAUACUACACAUCACAGCCAGUAGUUUCGAUCAAUUCUUCCUGAAUGUGGUACGUGGCGAGGGCUAUGCUCAUCAAAUAGUACGUGAUAUCGGUUUUAUGGUACCGGACAUACUACAAUUAAUUAUACCAUUGUGGCUGUUCCGUAAAACGCGCAAGGAAUCGUAUACGACACGCCCCUUCUAUCGUGAUCGUAAUCUACACAAAGAUAUUGUGGCGAUGCUAUUCUUCGUGUUGGCACUCUUUGUGGUUUGUACGAUUUUGUGAGAUAAAAUUUUCCAAUACCUACAGAUGAUGAAUAGCGAAGAGGAAGCGCGUGCCACAAGGCGUAUGAAUUUAAUGGCGCGACUCUACUUCAAUUUGUAAGGUAAUUUGAAUAACAUACAUAUCUAUGUAAUGUAAAAUGUUAAACAGCAACAAAGUGGGAGCAGACAUGCAGUACAUUUAACGGAUGUUUGAGGUUGCGCGACGGCAUAGCAUAACUUUGUCGCACUGAACCGCAAUUGGUGUGGUGUAAGUCUAGUUUUAGCUACAUAGUUUUAUAAUUACAAAUUCUAGUACAUACGCCCAUACGUACUUGGAUACAUACAUACAUAUGUAUGUAUGUAUAUAGUUAUAGAAUUAUAUACAUAUUUAUAUUACAUAGUUCAUAGUGCAACUAGUUCAAAGAACAAACUUUUUAGUUUUCCUUUCUUCCGCUAUGUAUAACCAUGUGAUAGAUGUGUGUGUUUCUUUUAUAAACUUAAAAUUUUAAUUAUGAUGGAUUUUUUAUUUCUUAAAAAUGAAGUAGUGAGUGUUAGUGAUGGGGAAAAGAAAAUAUAUACGUACAUACAUACAUACAUACAUACAUUUGUAGAAAGAAAAUAGUUUUUUAUAAAUUUUCGGAAAACAUGCUUUAGCAGGCAAAUUUGCAUACACUCUGCCAAAUAAGUUCUAAAGCUGGUUUACGCUUUUUUAAGGACUUUAUUUUUGAUGUAUUUACUUACAUUUCUUUAAAUUUUUCAUAAAUUUUGUUAAGAUUCAAUAUUGCACAAUUUGUUGGCCACAUAUUUCCCCAACAUAAAGACUUGCUUUUGAAACUAUUUGACAGAGGAAUGUAUGUACAUAAAUAUUUGCAAAUAUCAUGGCAAAUUAUAAUAAGUUUACUGAAAUCUACGAAAAAAUAUUAGUUAUAUUCAAAAUAGAUUUUUAUGGAACAAAAGUUGUAGUGAAACCAAAAAAUAGUUGUAGUCAAAAUAAAAGUUUGACCAUAUCAGCACAAAUUUUUUACACCGUAGAUAACAUACUCGAACGUACCACAUAGUAUUUACAUAUGUAUGUAUAUACAAAUACAACUCUCCCUACCUAAAAUAAAAUCAUUCUUCAUUUUCAAACUAUAAGCAUCUAAAAACUUCAAAAUGACUAGGUUAGGUUAGACAGUUGGCUCUGGUUUAUGUGUACGCACGGUAGCCGUAAAGAACCGUUGUAAUGCCUAGGAGAUGACAUCCCUCCCUAUACUUUGGCCAUCCCGAUUUUCUUGCGAAUGCUAUCAGACCCUCUAAUAAUGUUUUCAGUGGUCCUCCAGAAAGUUGGGAAGUGAACGACACCCACUUACGAAGUGCUGGAUUGAUUCUCUAUCCCACCUCAUCUCCACAGCUUUUGCAAAAAUCGUAAAGUGAGCUAUGCACCUGGUGGACAUGUGGUCAGUGUUCCGCAAGUAUUCCUGUGAGUAGCGGUACGCAUUUGGCUUUGAGGGCCUUAGCCUACUCCAUGGUCUUCGUUCAUCCACA